CAGAACAGAAACGACGGCGUAUUAAGAGUAGCACACUCGCUUCUUCCUUUUCUUAUGAUGUGAUACUUGACAAAUAACACUACGAAGCUCUCCGCUACUAAAAUUUCGAGAGAGAGCUACAAGAAGAAACGUUUUCACACACGAAUCUUCUCGGAUCUGAAUCUCUGGAUCCGAACAUCUUUCAUUCCAAAUCGCUAAUUAAAGGUAUAAAGAAAAGCUUUUGAGUCAUGUCAAGAAGGCAAGUAGGUUCGACGAGGCGUGUGGGAGAUAGUGGAAGCUUCCCAUUUGUUGGAGCUUUGCACUCAAAGUCACGCUCCUCUCCUCUCUUCUCUCUUUGCCUUGUUCUCGUGGGAGCAUGCCUUCUCAUUGGUUAUGCUUUCAGUGGUCCAGGUAUGUUUAAAAGUAUUAGAGAAGUCAGCAAGAUCACAAGUGACUAUUCAUGCACAUCUGAAGUUCAAAGAGCUAUUCCUCUUCUCAAGAACGCGUACGGAGACAGUAUGCGAAAAGUCUUGCACGUGGGUCCUGAGACUUGCUCAGUGGUCUCUACUCUGUUGAAGGAAGAAGAGACUGAAGCGUGGGGUGUUGAACCGUACGAUGUAGAGGAUGCAGACUCUAACUGCAAAAGUCUUUUGCAUAAAGGCCUUGUGCGUGUUGCUGACAUCAAGUUCCCUCUUCCUUACCGCUCAAAGUCAUUUUCUCUUGUCAUCGUCUCUGAUGCUCUUGAUUACCUCUCACCUAAGUAUCUGAACAAGACCGUUCCUGAACUUGCUCGGGUUGCUUCAGAUGGUCUCCUUCUUUUCGCAGGUAAUCCUGGUAAGCAAAAGGCUAAAGUCGCAGAGUUGUCGAAGUUUGGACGACCAGCUAAAAUGCGAAGCUCGUCGUGGUGGAACCGUUUCUUCUCGCAGACGAAUCUAGAGGAAAACGAAGCAGCAAGCAAGAAAUUCGAAAAAGCAGCUUCCAAGAUUUCAUACAAACCAGCUUGUCAAGUCUUCCACCUCAAGCCAUUACAUUAGAACAUUAUUGUUAUUACUGGUCUUGAAAAGCAUCAGACCAGAUAUGUCUUCUCGUCUCUGUUAUAUGCCUUUUUCCCUCUAUAGAAAGAAACAGAAAGUUCCACAAAAUUGUAAACACAUUCUCGACUAUUUGAUUCAUAAUUUAAC
This is a messenger RNA of Eruca vesicaria subsp. sativa (arugula), 1160 nucleotides long. Lineage: Eukaryota; Viridiplantae; Streptophyta; Magnoliopsida; Brassicales; Brassicaceae. The record is from the annotation of a GenBank genome assembly.